Nerophis lumbriciformis (worm pipefish) is the source of this 1806-nucleotide messenger RNA. The record is from RefSeq and is a predicted model, not a curated record. Lineage: Eukaryota; Metazoa; Chordata; Actinopteri; Syngnathiformes; Syngnathidae.
AUGAACGAUGAAGCGUGCAGGUUAUUUGAGCGAGUUUCCCGAAAGAUGAGUUGGAGCGGAGACAAUGGAGUGGCCAUAGAAGAAAAUAAGUGGAAGAAUGAGAUCGGGAAGCAACGCCGUAAUGUCCCAAGUGAAGAUCAUUUUGUUGACCGAUCAGGGUCACCUAUCUAUUGCUCAUCCGAUGAUGAAGACAAAGAGAACCAGGGCAUCAGGGGCAAAGCGUACAUAAAGACUGACUUUAAUGACUCCAGUGAUGAUGAAUUUGACCAAUGUCUUGUGAAGUGGGCCACCCCAAAAUGUAACCCUGCUACAAAGAAACCAUGCAGUACUGUGAAGAUAGAUUGUGUUCUUGUGAGCUCGGAUGAUGACAGUGGCAAUUUUGAAAAAUUCCUGCAGCGUGUGAAAACUCCUUCUUCCAAGCCCAGGAAAAAAUCAGAGAGUGAAAGUGAAGACAGCCUUGAACAUUUCAUAGUGGAUGAUGACUUAUCAGAUGACGACUUCAUUCAGACAAAAUCAUCCUUUCAAGUGGCGAAGAAAAAACAAACUCCAGCCACGCAAAACAAAAUCAGGAGGCCACUGUCAGACUGUGCAUCCGCAACGUUAAUCAGUGACAGUGAGGAUGAUAGUGUUUUUUGCAAGAGCACUUGGAGGACUCGCCACACCAAGCCUACAUCUCUGCAGAAAACUAAUAAGAAGAAACCAGUGCCCUGUGACACAAAGGAUAGUCGAACAUUACUCCUCAGCUUUCCUCAGCCCUCUCAACGUACCACAGCAUCUCUGAAUUCUCCCACCCGUACUAUUUCAGUUCCUUCCAAGCUAGAGAACUCAUCUGGUUCAGAAGAGGAGUUUGUGUCGUUACUGGAUAGAAUUAGAAAGAAAAAUAUAUUAACUGGUUCUACAUGCUCUCCUAACACAAUCAAAGAUUGUGGACAGGACCCUCCUGUGUCAUCUUCACGUGUAAAGGAGCCGACUAAACCCAGGUCAGUAGGUGGAGAAACUGUGGAUGCAAAGACUCCCGGGGAAACAACCAUAUUAAAGUCAACAGUGAGUCAAACUGAGCCCAGACAUGGCCCAAUCAGCAGAUGGCCAUUGUGUAAAACUCCAGGUUGCUUCUUGGAAACACUAUCAAAUCCCACAUCCAGUUACUGCUACAAUUUUAAGCAAAAAAAGGAAGAUCUCACGAGCAAAUUGUACAAUUUGUACAACGCAAGUGUGUUUGACAUGAAGCUCCCCGUCAAUAUGUCUGUGACUUGGAACAAAAAGAUGCGCAAAACAGCAGGCUACUGUAUCACCGGACAGGAGCGAGCUGGAGGGAGCCGUUACGCACGCAUUGAACUGUCUGAGAAAGUCUGCGAUUCUGCAGAUCGCCUCCGAGACACACUCAUCCACGAGAUGUGCCACGCUGCGACCUGGCUGAUCAACGGUGUGAGAGAUGGGCACGGACGCUUCUGGAAGCUGUACGCUCACAAGUCCACCUUGGUGCACCCCGAGCUGCCCAUGGUGACUCGCUGUCACAGCUAUGACAUCAAAUACAAAUUUCAGUACAAAUGCACUCGCUGUCAGAACACGAUCGGACGUCAUUCCAAAUCUUUGGACACUCAGAAGUUCGUGUGUGCCCUCUGUACCGGUAAACUCGUCCUGCUCACACCAUCCAAACCUCGUCCUCCUACGCCAUUUGCCAAAUAUGUGAAGGAGCAUUAUGGGUCAGUCCGCAAGGGUCUAGUAGACCAAAAGCAUGCGGAAGUAAUGCGGAAACUCAGUGCAGACUUUGCUUCUAAGAGUAAAUUGACUGACACAAAUAGUUGA